AUGGCCUUUAUGCCCAACGUCCGAAACAAGAUUGCGACCAGCGGCGUCAGGUUCCAGAGACACUACUGCACCAGCACGUUUUGCUGUCCCUCGCGUGUGAGCCUGCUGACAGGCAAAUGCGUCCACAACACCAACGUCACCGAAGUCUCGCCACCGCAUGGAGCAUAUGACAAAUUUGUCCGACAGGGUCUCAACGAUGACUACCUGCCGCUCUGGCUGCAGGACGCGGGCAUCAACACCUACUAUGUCGGCAAGCUGAUGGACGGCCUCACCAUCGAUAACUAUCGAAGCCCGCCGCCGCGAGGCUGGACCGGCAGCCACUUCCUUCUGGACCCGGGUGCGUACGACUACCUCAACUCGACCUGGACGCUUGACAACCACGAUUGGGUCUCCCACUCCGGCGUCAACGCCAUCGACGCCACGACCAAACACUCGCUGGACAUGCUGCAUCGCGCCAUCGACGACGGUAAGCCGUUCUUCAUGGUCGUGGCCCCGACGACCCCGCACAUCGGCAUCAACGCCAGCAACAACCGCCACAGCUACCACCCGAUCCCGCCCGCCAGGUGGAAAGACGCCUUCGCCGACAGGUUCGUACCCCGAACGCCCAACUGGAACAGCAAGAACCACCAGAGCGGUGCAUCGUGGCUUCGUAACUUACCCCGGCUAAACGACUCCGCCGUAGCGGACCUCGAUGAGCUGUACCGCGCGCGGGCCCGUUGUAUCGCCGGCGUGGACGACAUGGUGGACGAUCUGCUGUCUGUUCUUGAGGAGGCAGGCAUCACCAACAAGACACACAUCGUGUUCACGACCGACAACGGCUACCACAUGGGUCAGCACAGGCUGGGCCCGGGCAAGAAGCAGGGCUUCGAGACGGACAUUAACAUCCCCUUGGUAUGGCGCGGGCCAGGCGUGCCUGAAGGCCGGCUCAUCGACGCCGUGUCCACGCACACGGACAUGGCGCCCACGUUCCUCGCGCUUUUCGGCCUGCCGCUCCGCACGAACCUCGACGGACGGGUCAUACCGGCCGUCGUGCCGGGCGCCAACCCGCAAAGCAAGCCCAGCGAGCACCUCAACGUGGAGCUCUGGGGCGGCGGCCAUCCCUACGAGCUAGGCCCGUACGCGAGCCUCAACAGCGAAAUCCCCGGCGUGGCCAACAACACGUACAAGGCGCUACGUAUCGUCGGUGACAAGUACAGCCUGUACUACUCUGUGUGGUGCACCAACGAGCACGAGCUGUACGACAUGGUCGCCGACGAGCACCAGACGACGAACCUGCUGCCUCACACGUUUAACAUUCUCGACGCCACCAACAUGAACACGACUUCACGAAGGUCUCUAUUUGGGCGAUCGCUGUACCCCGUCGUGCAGCGCCUCGACGCGCUGCUCAUGGUGCUCAAGGCGUGCGUCGGCGAGCAGUGCACCCAUCCCUGGCGGCAGCUGCAUCCGCGGGGCGACAUCGAGACACUGGAGCAAGCCAUGGAUGGCGAGUUCGAUUUGUUCUACGAGGCGCAGCCCAAGAUUUCCUUUGCGGCCUGCGAGGCGGCGUACCUGCCGGAGGUCGAGGGGCCUCAGGAGGUAAUCCAUUAA
Molecule: messenger RNA, 1587 nt
Organism: Purpureocillium lilacinum
Lineage: Eukaryota; Fungi; Ascomycota; Sordariomycetes; Hypocreales; Ophiocordycipitaceae
Source: RefSeq, a predicted model, not a curated record